GGGCAGUUCCGCCAGCGAGGAUCACGAAUCUCACCCAUUUCACUAAAUCUAUGCAAACAGAAUAAUAGAAGAUGGGGACCCGAAAGCCACCGGUAGUCAAUAAGUCUUCGACAUUGCUGAGUCGAGAGGAAAACGAGAUCAUGUUUAGAAUGCUUGGGCCACGAUGCCAGACACUAAGCACAGCUGUGGUGCAGGUGUUUGGCACAGAUGGUCCUCACCACAACGCUUGGCGGAAGAGGUAUUGUGGUGUGGCAACGUUUACUAAGGACAAUGCAAGAAAAUCGUAUUAUAUUCAGGUUUAUGACACAGUGGCAGGAGUGAGGCUGUAUGAGCAAGAGCUGUACAACCAGUUUACUUACUCUGCUAUGAUGCCUUUCUUUCAUCAGUUCGAAGCUGAGGACCAGAUGAUAGGAUUAAACUUUGCUGAUGAAGGUGAAGCAAAUGCAUUCAGUCGAGCUAUCAAUGAACGGCUUGCUGUAAAACAACGCAGGAGAGAGGAGAGGAGAAGACAAAGUGAUCAGCAGCAGAGGCAGUCACUGCACCAGCAGCCCACGAUCCCUGCUCAGCCACAACAAAUCCCGGUGCAUGCCCCUCCAGCCUUACCACCCAAAGAUGACAACAAGAAAAGGAGUGGCAAGAAGGCCAACAAGAAUAAGAACAAGAUUAGCAAAGAGCAGAUUGGAAUGCCAACGGACUUUAAGCACAUCACCCAUGUUGGUUUUGAUCCUGAUAAAGGAUUUUCACAGUUCAAUAUGGAUGAAAAGCUUCAGGGCUUCUUUAAUAUGGUUGGUGUGAGCCAGCAGCACUUAUCAGACACACGCACUCGAGAAUUCAUUUACGACUUCAUUGAACGUCAUGGAGGUGUUGAAAAAGCUAUGCAAGAGACUCAGCGCUACUCAACCUCUCCGAAUCCCCCAGCUGCCCCUGAAGUGUCACAUAUGCCACCUCCCCCUGCCAACACUUUAUCUCCUCCCACGCCACCACCCAGUAUCCCCUCACGCAAUUCCUUCAGUGGGUCUCGAGCUGCACCUCCUCCUCCUCCUCCACGCACAAACAACCAUGCUCCACCUCCUCCUCCUCCAGUCUCUGCUCCACCCCCACCACCUCCACAUUCUCGGGGUCACAUGCCUCCGCCUCCUGGCCAAAUCAUUGCAGAUGAAGAGAAGGCAGAGCAAGUGGUAGCUGAUGGUAAGACUGAUUGAUAUAUUCCCCUGAAU
Penaeus monodon (black tiger shrimp) is the source of this 1217-nucleotide messenger RNA. RefSeq names its product wiskott-Aldrich syndrome protein-like. The transcript has 9 exons. Bases 72 to 1202 code for a protein of 376 amino acids. Gene Ontology annotation, biological process: actin filament organization. The record is from RefSeq and is a predicted model, not a curated record. Lineage: Eukaryota; Metazoa; Arthropoda; Malacostraca; Decapoda; Penaeidae.